Messenger RNA from Chara braunii, 1412 nucleotides. The record is from the annotation of a GenBank genome assembly. Lineage: Eukaryota; Viridiplantae; Streptophyta; Charophyceae; Charales; Characeae.
CCAUGACUAGCUCAGCAGCAUCCUCUGCGGCUUUGUCAGGGACUAAUGGGAUGAGUGUGGGAAUGCCAACUAGUUCCACGAGUUCCUCGGGCACUUCCGGGUCUACAGGUUCUAGAGGGUCUUUUAGUCAAAUGGCAGGCUCGCAGUUCAGCCCCAUGACCGCACGAGAGCGGAAGCUCAGAGAGAUCCAACAGGUUGAGAGGCUCCGCCAACAGUUAGAGGAGGAUCUGAAGAAAGCAACCAAUAGAGAAAAAGAGAUAAAAAGUAGAGCAACCAGACUUGAUACGUUAGAGGCUAACAAGGCUGCGUUACAGGGAUUGGACGAAUCAAGUGUGUCUGACCCCCUGAAAGUGUCGAGGGACAACAUGUUGUCACUGCACGCGCAUGUGGACAGCAGGAUGGACUUCAUGCAAAGCACUUUAGACCAGAUCCUGGAUGCAUUGACAAAGCCAGGAUUCCGGCCACCAGCACAAUCGCCGUUGCCGUUAACGGCGAUGUCAAGCCCCUUUGCCGUACAAGCUGGCACACAACCAAGUGGUACGUCUGCAGCAGCAACACAGACUGUUGCAUCUUCUUCUUCGGGUCCAGUGGUGAUUGCUACAUCACCACAACAACCUGUUCAGCAAUCUGGACAGCAGCAAGGUCAAUGGUACCCCAAGACCCCAAUGAAACCGCCUCUUGCCUUUUCAGGCGAGAGAAAGGACGAGGAACUCAACACAUGGUUGAGGACGGUCCCGGUUUGGGUGAAGGCCAAAAUGACCUUGCCAGAGGAUGAGGUGGUAACUGCGGCAUCUUACCUAGAGGGUAAAGCAGCCAAAUGGUUAGAUGGGGUCGUUGUGAAAGCCGGGUACGGGCGGCACAUGGCAGAUUGGGCUAAGUCUUUGACUCUAGACCAAUUCAUGGAGAUGGUAGAAGCUCGAUGGCAUAACCCACAGGAGGCUCAAAGGGCCACUGAUGCCAUUAACAAACUUGACCAACGCAAGUUCAGUGAUUCUGCUGGACAGUCACAGGGUGGUCCCCUUGCGAUGGCAGUCGUUGCGGAUGCAGGCUGGCUGGAAUGCCAACUCCCUGACAUGAAGUAUAAGAUGAAGAAGAAAAUUGCGCAGCUGACGAAGGUUAUUCAUCACUUGAACAACAAAGCAGAGGAACAGGAUUUUGAGCUGCAGGACGUCGCAGGCCAGUACGAGAGCGAAAUCGAACACAUCUUGAAGGAGGCCGCCGACAAGAUGUCCAUACUGAGGGAUGCCAUCGAAACACAGAAAGAGGAGAAAAAGAUGUCGGAGAUGAUGCAGGUUUUAAUAGAAAAACAUGAAUUGGAGAAAAAACAAGCAAUGGAGGAGCUUGCGAGUUACAAAAAGGUUGGUUGAAUGUGGUCUUUUGAAGGGAAAAUAAAACAAAGCAUGACAAGUAGC